Molecule: messenger RNA, 2809 nt
Organism: Echinops telfairi (small Madagascar hedgehog)
Lineage: Eukaryota; Metazoa; Chordata; Mammalia; Afrosoricida; Tenrecidae
Gene: CRB3
Product: crumbs cell polarity complex component 3
Exons: 5
Coding region: 2196-2573 (125 amino acids)
Source: RefSeq, a predicted model, not a curated record
GAUAGAAAAAAGAAAAACAGGAAGACAUUCGACAAGAUGGAUUGACACCGUGGUUGCAACAGUGGACUGUAUCCUCAGAGGACAGUGAGGAUGGCUAUCAUUCUGUACGUAGUACAUGGGUCGUGAGUCCACACCACCCAACAACCACCACCACAACACAACAACGACGUCUUUCCCAAUUCACUAUCACGGACUCCAUUCUGACUCACGGAGACCCCAAAGAACAGAGUAGAACUUCCCCUGUGGAUUUCCGAAGCUGCAAGUCAGUGUGUCCCAAAGUGGGCAAUUGCACCCCCUAGACUAGAACGAUCCAGGGGCGCUGCCACGGCAGGCACCUACCUUUAUCCCAGGAGCCUGGCUGCUGUAGUGGGUGACUCGUUGAGCGCUCAACCACGAGUUCAACAGUUUGCAUUCAGGCGUUACUCAGAAGGACGAGAGAUUCUCCUAUAAAGAAUUACCGUCUCCGGGAACCCACAGAAGCAGGUACCCCCUGUCCUAUGGGGUCACUCUGAGUCAGAAUCGACUUGAUGGCAGUGAGUUCAGUUCAAACUUUAUCCUGAAUGACGGCCGGCCUAUAGUCCCAAAGUUUUUCAUUGCCAGGGUGGGUGCUAAUUUUUUUUCCCUGAAAAGGGGACGACAGGCUUCUUAAGUUUAGAGACUUCCGUAAAUCUUAACGGGAGCAGAUAGUCAUAUGUGGAGAUGACUGGUGGGUUCAAACCGGCCACCUUUUGCUUAGCAGCUCAGUGUGUUGUAACCCCAUCAUGCCACCAGUGCCCUUCGCCCGAGGUUCCACCCAUGUUUGAAUGAGAGGAUUCCGAAGAUGAGAUUUGGGACUGGGGAACUGAUUUAAGACCUUUGGAGGCAAGGGCGUAAAUUUUGGGAAGGGCCAAGGGUGGAAUGUUAUGGGUUGAAUUAUCCUCCCCCAAAUGUGUGUUGUAAAUCUUCCACUCAAUGCCCAGAGGAUAUGAUCCUUGGGGAAGCAGUUAAAGAGGCAGCAGGAUACACAUUCACUGAGGGUGUGUCCAGACACAAUCUCUUUUGAGAUAUAAAAAGACUGCACAGAAGCAGCCUAUGAAGGCUGAGCCUUUCUUAACAGCAGGCUCUCGGAGUCAGGACUUCCAGGCUCUUAAGCUGUGAGAAGAGGAGCCCUGGUGGUGUAGUGGUUACAAAUUUGGGUUGCGGUCUGUAUGGUUGGCAGUUCAAAAUCCCUAGCAGCUCUGUGGAAGAAAGGCAGGGCUUUCUACUCUGGUAUUGUAAUCCACAGGGGGUCAACCAUAGGAGUCAGCAUUGACCUGAUAGUUGUGAGUGAGAAACUGUGAGGAAAAUCAAUUUCAAAGUCAUCCCCUGCUGUGAUAGUGUCACUAAAGAAGUCAGACAUAUCUCUAAAGGUGGACCAUACUUGCUAUAGUACUUGUUGCUAGGUGUCAUGAGGGGGUUCCAGCCCAUAGCGACCCUGUGCACAACAGAACAAAACACUGCCUGGUCCGGCAACAUCCUCGCAGUUAUUCCUAGGAGAUCAUUGUUGCAGCCAUCGUAUCAAUCCAUCUCGUCGAGGGUUGUCCUCUUUUUUUGCGGCUCCUCUGCUUACACGUGAACAUGUGUUCAGGUGUGUUCUAUACAGGUGUAGCUCCAUGCAGGUGUGGACCGUACUGGUGGUGGGGUUUUUUCUCACUCAGGACUCCCCAUCUGGGUCUGCCUCCGGCAGGAGCAUUUAUGCACAGGUGCUUACCUGUCCCAUGUGUCACUUGUGCCGUCCUGAGGUGUGUUCGCAAUACAGGUGUGACGGCCCUCUGCGGACCCACGACAGGAGGGGGUGGGGUGGGAGCUGGGUUACAGGUGCGUCCGGGCCGAGGCCCCGCCCCUGGUCCGGCCCCGCCCCCUCACCAGGCUCAGGUGCAUAAUCCGGAAGUGCGCUAGACUCUCAGGUGAGUGACUAAACUUUCCGGGUCACGUGAGCGGGCGGAGCCGCUUGGAGACGUCCGGAGCGAGCGAGCUAGCGACAGACAGAUACACCGAGGGUUCGAGCGUGGGACUCAGACAAGAACCGUGUGAAGUGGGAGACGCCCGGGCCAGGUAGGCAGGUGCCCGGCGGCGGGGGACCCCCCGCCCCCCCGCAUCCCCCGGACCGAGAUGCGGUAGGAGCGGCGCGCGCCAAGCAGCUCUGUCCCCGGCGCCACCCACCUGUCGCCCAGCCCAUGGCGAGCCCCGGCCUGGGACUGCUCCUGGUGCUCGGCCUGCCGUUGCUGCCGGGCCCCUGGGACCAGGUUUGGGGACAAACCUCCACCCCACCACUGGACCCCAGAGAAAAUGAGAACGGUACCUCGACAACCACUAGUCCUGGCACCGAGGGAGGCUUGUCCCAGGAGGCCCUCACAGCCAUCAUUGUGGUCUUCUCCCUCCUGGGUGCCUUGCUCCUGGCCGUGGGGCUGGCGCUGCUUGUGCGGAAGCUUCGGGAGAAGCGGCAGACAGAGGGCACCUACCGACCUAGCAGCGAGGAGCAGUGCUCCCACGCAGCUGAGGCCCGGCCCCCCCAGGACGCGAAGGACACGGUGCGGGGUUGCCUGCCCAUCUAGGUCCCCCUCCACCCCCCUCCUCCCAGCUGUGUGACUGCAGGGAAAAAGCACAUCUCUCCCUGGGCACACAGACCCCCUCAGUCCCCAGCCCCGGUAAACUAUAGAAAAGGAUGAAGGUGCUUUAAACACUGCCCCUGGGGGUCAGGGCAGCCAGAGUCUUUUUCCUGUCCCCUUUUUAUAACAUUGGUAGUGAUGUCAUUGUAAUUAUAAUAAUAAAACCAAACAAGAAAGCCAAA